AUGAUGGCAGGCGUUAAGGACUCGGACGAUACCCCACCAUUCUUACUGAUCCUGAAUCCAUACCGGACCGCUGGAAAAACACUUUUAGUCCCUUCUCAAGGAUCACGCCACCACGCCGGAAAACAUCCUGCGAAACACCCCCAAAUCCCUGCCCGGAUGUCAUUCCCCUCAACCUUCCGUGAAUUGAAAGAAGCACUCAGCAUCAUGAAACCCGGAAAAGCUCGCGGACCCGACAAUGUGCCCCUGGAAUUUUUUUCCAACGAUGGCCUCGAACUGAAGACUCGGCUAAUGCUCCUGAUACAGAAAAUAUGGGAAGAUAAAACAGUCCCCGAGGACUUUAAAAAUGCCAACAUUGUAACGAUCUUCAAAAAAGAAGACGGCCCACUCUGCGGAAACUAUCGUGCCAUCACCCUCCUAAGCAUUGCAGAUAGUAAUGUAAUUUCCUACACUUUUCUUUUCUUUUCUUUCUUUCUUUCUUUCUUUCUUUCUUUCUUUCUUUCUUUUUUCUUUCUUUCUUUCUUAUUCUGUUGCUAUCUCGCUUCAUUUCUCGUCUUCCGUUUUCUCUUCCUUAUCCAUUGUGGACCAGGAAAUGACAGCCGCCAUUAUCUCAGUGGUCACGUGAUAUCAAACGGCACCCACAGUGCCCCAAGUGAUGGUUACAUGGCAGUUGAAUAUCGUUCUUAUCAGAUCCGGCCUCAGACGAUGAAGCAACCACCGACCCGUCACUCCUCUUUCGUCUUUUCUUAUAUCAGUUUCCGCAGAGGCUUACUUAAGUCGUAG
This is a messenger RNA of Acanthosepion pharaonis, 780 nucleotides long. Lineage: Eukaryota; Metazoa; Mollusca; Cephalopoda; Sepiida; Sepiidae. The record is from the annotation of a GenBank genome assembly.